This is a messenger RNA of Juglans microcarpa x Juglans regia, 1726 nucleotides long. RefSeq names its product polypyrimidine tract-binding protein homolog 3. Gene Ontology annotation, biological process: regulation of RNA splicing; mRNA processing. Gene Ontology annotation, cellular component: nucleus. Gene Ontology annotation, molecular function: mRNA binding. NCBI's taxonomy places the organism in Eukaryota, Viridiplantae, Streptophyta, Magnoliopsida, Fagales, Juglandaceae. The record is from RefSeq and is a predicted model, not a curated record.
CUUUCUCUUUUUCACGGGAUUUCUUCGCCGCCAUCUUGGGUUUUGAGACUUUUGACCAGCAGACGCUCUCUUUAUUUGUUCAGCUUCUUGCUUAUUUUUUCUCUCUCGUUGUUUAAAAGCCGAAUUCUUUUAGUUUACGCAGGCUGGUUCACGAUGACAGAACCUUCUAAGGUCAUUCACGUUCGCAAUGUGGGGCAUGAGAUAUCUGAAAAUGAUUUGCUUCAGCUAUUCCAGCCAUUUGGAGUCAUUACCAAGCUUGUUAUGCUUCGCGCAAAAAAUCAGGCUCUUAUCCAAAUGCAAGAUAUUCCUUCAGCAGUCAAUGCUCUGCAAUUCUAUGCAAAUGUUCAGCCAAGCAUAAGGGGGAGGAAUGUUUAUGUCCAAUUUUCAUCACAUCAGGAACUAACAACAAUGGAUCAAAAUACUCAAGGACGAGGAGAUGAGCCAAAUCGAAUUCUCCUAGUUACAAUUCAUCACAUGCUAUAUCCAAUAACAGUGGACGUGCUGCAUCAAGUGUUUUCUCCUCAUGGAUUUGUGGAGAAGGUUGUAACUUUUCAAAAGUCAGCUGGUUUUCAAGCCCUGAUUCAGUAUCAAUCACGUCAGAGUGCUGUUGUAGCUAGAACUGCACUUCAGGGGCGUAAUAUUUAUGAUGGUUGCUGUCAGCUGGACAUUCAGUUCUCAAACCUUGACGAGUUACAAGUAAAUUUCAAUAAUGAGCGUUCUAGGGAUUUCACAAACCCAAACCUGCCCACAGAACAGAAAGGCAGAUCUCCACAGCCAGGGUAUGGCGAUGCAGGAGGCAUGUAUGCCCUUCAAGCUUCUGGACGGGGAGUUGCAUUUCCUCAGAUGGCCAAUGCAGCAGCAAUUGCAGCUGCCUUUGGAGGAGGUUUGCCUCCUGGAAUAAGUGGGACAAACGACAGGUGUACAGUCCUUGUCUCGAAUCUGAAUCCUGAUAGAAUAGAUGAGGAUAAGCUCUUUAACCUCUUCUCCAUAUACGGAAACAUUGUGAGAAUUAAACUUCUCCGCAAUAAACCAGAUCAUGCACUUAUUCAGAUGGGUGAUGGUUUCCAGGCUGAACUGGCAGUACAUUUUUUGAAGGGAGCAAUGCUAUUUGGGAAGCGGUUGGAGGUCAACUUCUCAAAGCAUCCAAACAUUACCCAAGGGGCUGAGACACAUGAGUAUGUUAACUCAAAUCUCAACCGCUUCAACCGUAAUGCUGCUAAAAAUUACCGCUACUGCUUCCCAACAAAAAUGAUCCACCUGUCAACACUCCCCCAGGAGAUCACUGAAGAGGAGAUCAUCAGCCACUUAGAAGAACAUGGCACCAUCACCAACACUAAGCUUUUUGAGAUGAAUGGGAAGAAGCAGGCCCUCAUUAUGUUUGAGACUGAGGAGCAGGCUACUGAAGCCCUUGUGUGCAAGCAUGCUACCUCACUUGCUGGGUCAAUAAUCCGGAUUUCGUUUUCCCAGUUACAGUCUAUAUAAAAGGCCUUGUUGUAGAAGGACAAACAGGGUAAGAUUCUUACAGCAUAAAAGGUGUAGGGAUUGAAUUUGAGUGGGAUACUUUUAUGCAGCUGAUGGUCUUCUGCACUCUUUUCUGACAAUGUGCUUUUGAUUGCUUUUGUACUGGUGGGAUAUGCUGUUUGAAUGAUUUUAACUCUUAUCUCAUCUCUAGUGCUUGUACCAAUUCUUAUUGAGGUUUCUUUAUUAGUGAGAGUAGAUUUCUGGC